UUACUAUGUUGUUCUUCACAUUGGUGGAUGACUUUGGAAGAAAAUGGACUGUUAAGUAUUCCGUUUCAUUUACUGUGGCUUUUUUAGACAAAAAUUAAGUGAUCACUGGUAAAUUUCUAAACAUCAAUACAUAGAAUUCCUUUAACAAUUUAAUAUGUUUACCUGAAUGUCAUAGUUAUGUCCUUACAUGCCUUUUUACUAUUGCUAUCUUAUUUUUGUAUAUUUUUCUAAAGCAUGUAUUCAUACAUUAAUCACAGCAAAGAGAACUUUUCUUUUAUGACAUCUUUUCAUAUAAUACCAUUUGCAAAUGUACUAACUGGUUCCUGGAAAGAUUAGGCUUUUUGAACUCAAGACUUUCUUACCUUACCAAAUGCUGACAAGUGUUGACCAUUGUGACAUAAUUAGUGAUGAGUUAAGUUAGUGAAUCUGAAAUCCCCAAGAAUUAUUUUUCUACCAUAGGUUGGAGUAUUAUGUAAUUUAAGCUUUUGACUUCAAAUCCUGAAUUCUUUCACCUAAGAAGAAGAACUUGAGGGCUAUUUUUUAUUCUGCAACUAGAAUAGCUUAUUAAAAAAUUAUUAUUCCAAAGGAGUUAUUUAGAAAGAAUUUCAAAAUAAAAAAAAAUUAUAAUAUUAAACUCCUUAUUUUUUUUCUAUAAACACAUUACCACAUCAAAAACCUACCAAUAAGUUGCUUAGUAUAUUUUAAUUAUAAACUCUCCCGUUACCAAUGAAUAGAGCUUUUGAAAUAGUUAACUUCCUUGAAGUUUAAUCCCAAAAUAAAGUUCUAUCCAAUCAGUUCAGUAUUCUUAUACUGAAAAAGUAGUUUGUGAUGCCAAUUUUGUUAUGUUAAAUGGAGUCCAAACUGUUCUAUGGUAUAGUGGUCCUAUGUUUUUUGGAAAGAGAAGAGAAAACUUCAAAUAAAAUAUUGCCUACCAUUAUAUUUUUUUAAGAUUUGGAAAAAAUUUUGAACCAAUAAUGUAAUGUACAUAAAUUGUCAUGCUAAUUUACUCCUUUCUUCAGUAGGACAACUCAGUAAAUAAUCCUGUUCAAGGAUCUUAAAAUUAAGAGAGUUCAUAAAUACUAUUAGGAUACAUGAAUUGUAAACUUAUUUAUCAAAGACAUAAAUUUUUCAUUAGUCACCAGGAGAUUCUUUUAAGUCUUAUAGUUUUAGAUUAUUUGUAACUAUCAUGAGUUGAUCAGAAUAUUAUCUUUAACCCUACCAAAAUUUUUUUUGAUAAUGGCAUCAGAAAUGGUUAUUAAUGUACUAUGUUUAUAUUUUAAUGUAAAUUCAAAUAGCCAUUCAUUUUACUUAUUGGAAAAUUUACCAACUUCCUGUUAUGGCCCUAAAUAAUAUCUGGAGAAUAAUAUAAAUGCCAAAUUAGCUUCCUUUGGUGCAAUCUAGCUAACAAUUUUUUCUUCAAAAAACAUUACAAAACAGCAUGCACUACUGGGUAUUUCUAUGUAAAAGUCAAUUUGAAAUAUCCAUAUAUUCCAAUUCUUAGUCUUUUUUGUAAUUUUUUGACAACCUACAUGGAUUAUUUUUGGGAAAUCAGUAGAAAAAUAAAACACAUGCCAAAGAAUAGAAGUGUGAGAUUAUAACUUGUAAUGUUUUACUGCUAAUAAUAAAAAGACCUGAUUGGGUGGUCGUAGUGCAAAGGAGACAAAUAUAAAAAAAUAACUCAUUGGCAUCAUCUGCAAUGUUUAGAAAGUAAAAAAAUACAAUGAAAGGAAAAUUGUAAAUGGAAUUUAGGUGCUAAUAUGAAUUCAACUAAAAAUUUGAAACUGUUUAGGAAGGAAAUUUAGAGAAUAUAAAGUAGAUAAAAACAAAAGUAUGGAAUUCUAGAGAAUCCUGGAUGCUUUGUGUAGAUGUUAGUUACCAAACCUUGUUUAACCAGUCUGAGUCAAUCCAAACAGAAUACAUCCAGAUGACAAGCCAGGAAGCAUAAUUUAUCAUCUUGUGCUAGGCUAUAUAGUCUUUACUUUAGAACUAGAAAAGAGAGAUGAUCAUGUACAAAUAACAGGUGCAGCUUAAUGACUUAACCUAUAAAAUCUAUUUUGUGGAAGAAAAAAAAAAUCUAUCUUUACAGCAUCUCAUUCUGGAAAUUUCGAAGUAAUUUAUUGCCAAGAAGAUGGGCCAGAAAUUAUCCCAAGAAGUGACUCAGGAGGACAAGCUUGAUCUCAAUGCUAUGUGUAACAUUUUUAAUCAAACUGAGGUCAAUGCUGCUCAGAAACUGAAAGACUGUCUUGGAUUUGAAGAGUUUCAAACUAAACUGUCCCUAAAUUUCAAUGCAUUGAAUGAGAUCUUUUAAAUUCAUUUUAUUAGUUUCUGCCAUGAAAAUGGAAUAGAAGAGAAGAUUACUACAAAUAAAAUGACCAAAAAUCAGGCCAUGUUGUUUAGGGCUGAUUGGAUCUGGACAUUCUGGGGUUAUAAGGAAAUCCUAUUUCAACUUCACAUUGAAUCUAAUUCCUAUGACCUGCUCAACAAGGAUGUGGUGUUAGAUGUGUAUUCUGGGGAGCGCAAUCGAUUUGAGAAAAUGGAAGAAUUCUGUAAUUUGAUAGGUGAAGACUUUCUGGGUUUAUUUAUCAUCUUUGGUGUGCUAGGAAGGCCAGAAGGCAUCAGAGGAGUUCUCUUGGACAGUAUCAAAAAUAAGAAAAUUCAAAACUACCUGUCAGGAGAAAAGGCUAUAAAACAUCUUAUCUUAAAUACAAAGAACUGUCUGUCUACCAAAGAACUGUUAGAAAAGUACCUGCAUAAAAAUGAUAAACUGAAUAAAAUAAGCAAGGUUUAUAUUAAUUUUUUCUGAAUUUUAGAUUAGGUAAGCCAAGCAAAUAUAAACCCAUUUGUCAAAGUAAAGGAUUUUAUUCUUUUCAAGCAUAAGAGCAUUUAAUGUGUCAGCAUUAAUUAAUGUAUUUAGUGUGUUAAAUGGGUUUAGGUAUCAAGUGAUAGAUUCACUUUUUUUGGUGGCAAAUAAAAAAAUGCUAAGCCAUCUUCCAAAUGAUUGUAUUAUUGUGAUUAUGAAACAGGAAAAAAAAAAAAGCAUGAAAAAAACCUUCAGGGAAAAAAAUAACCACAUAACUCCAUGUAACUUUUGUUCAUUUGCCUAAGAAGCCAAUAAAACAACCUUGAAAGUUUGCUUUUCA
Messenger RNA from Antechinus flavipes (yellow-footed antechinus), 3140 nucleotides. RefSeq names its product RAB15 effector protein (gene REP15). Gene Ontology annotation, biological process: receptor recycling. Lineage: Eukaryota; Metazoa; Chordata; Mammalia; Dasyuromorphia; Dasyuridae. The record is from RefSeq and is a predicted model, not a curated record.